CCUUCGAAAUUACCUCGUAGUCUGCAGGAUGCUUUUCGAAUAGGGCAAGAACUUCAGGUCCGGUACAUAUGGAUCGAUGCGCUUUGCAUCCUUCAAGACUCCGAAGAAGAUUGGUUGCACGAGUCUGCUAGAAUGGCCAGCAUCUUCAAUAAUUCUUUCGUCACAAUAGUUGCAGCGAACGCCUCAGACUGCGGCGACGGCUUCUUUUCUAUAGCUGCGUAUCAAUGCCAGCUUCCCGUCGAACCUCCGCAUGAGGAUCUCCGAAAUACAGUCACUGUCCUAGAUACUGGCGUUAGUUUCAAGAAUGAGCCUAUCAAUCGCCGUGCCUGGAAUCUUCAAGAAUGGGAGUUGGCUCCCCGGCGGCUGGUUUUCACUUCAUCCACUAUUCAUUACAUCUGCUCUCAUUCACUUCUUGACAGAGGCAAGAUGACCCCUUUUUCGCAUUUACGAACCUUGGAUACAAAGAGAAAACAUUACAGAGUCGUAUUGGGACGGCCCUAUGCAGAAUUAUACAUCCCGAAGUCUCACCAACCCGGCCGACAAACUCUCUGCAAUAUAAGGAAUGGCUAG
Molecule: messenger RNA, 570 nt
Organism: Colletotrichum godetiae
Lineage: Eukaryota; Fungi; Ascomycota; Sordariomycetes; Glomerellales; Glomerellaceae
Product: heterokaryon incompatibility protein-domain-containing protein
Exons: 1
Source: RefSeq, a predicted model, not a curated record